UUGCACUAACGGGCCAAAGCAGCCGGCAGAUUAUGUGCAUGCUUUAUAUUUGAAAGCAUGGAGUUUCCGUCUACUGGAUUUUUUGCUGGAGUCGGCUGUGGCCUGGUUAUUGGGUGGCUGCUUCGCGGUAAAUUUUUCAGCCGGUCUGCAGUCACUGCCGCAGUCAACAGUGCGAAUGCAGACGUUAGUGUGAUGGGUGAUACAGGAGACUGCAAGUUGAUAAUAGUUGUAAGAAAUGAUCUAAAAAUGGGUAAAGGAAAAGUAGCAGCUCAGUGUAGUCAUGCAGCUGUAUCUGCGUACAAAAAAUUGGGUCGGACUAACCCUGAAAUGUUAAAGAAUUGGGAAUACAGCGGCCAACCUAAAGUGGUUGUCAAGGCACCAGAUGAAGAAACACUCUUCAUGGGUAUGUGCUCAUACCAUGCGUUGUAUUGGUGUGGAAACAGAGGCCAGGAACCCGUUGUUACCAUUAAUACCAAGAACCAUCGACGAUUAAUUGGAGUUGGUACAGGACAUCAUUCCAAAAUAUUUAGCAUCGUACUUCGUCGAUUUGGUACGGGUCACUUUAUUCAGUUAUUUCGAGCUGACUGCUCCGUAGAGGUCAAUGGUGUACCCUGGCUGGAGACGUCACAGACGUGGGCCAUUGGGUCUAUCGAAAGAAAAAAUCAUAUUAUUACCAUGCAAUCCAACAGCCAAUACGUUGCAAUCUAUGACUGUAAAGAACAUAGUCUGACUAUUCGAAUAAUAAAUACCAGUGCUAGAUUCUUGUGUGGAUUGUGUGGAAAUUACAAUGGUGACCCAACCGAUGAACUACAAGGAGAACAAUCCAUUGACGAUCUUGCUGAAAAAUUCAGAGCUGAAGAUCCAACUUGUGGACCGAUAACAUCUCGUCUGCCGCAAUAACAUCCAGUCUGCCGAAAUGGGCGUUUUUGAAGGGGAC
Messenger RNA from Saccoglossus kowalevskii, 937 nucleotides. Its product is annotated as peptidyl-tRNA hydrolase 2, mitochondrial-like. Gene Ontology annotation, biological process: positive regulation of anoikis; negative regulation of anoikis. Gene Ontology annotation, cellular component: cytosol. Gene Ontology annotation, molecular function: peptidyl-tRNA hydrolase activity. The record is from RefSeq and is a predicted model, not a curated record. Lineage: Eukaryota; Metazoa; Hemichordata; Enteropneusta; Harrimaniidae.